Molecule: messenger RNA, 1266 nt
Organism: Stylonychia lemnae
Lineage: Eukaryota; Ciliophora; Spirotrichea; Sporadotrichida; Oxytrichidae
Source: the annotation of a GenBank genome assembly
AUGCAAGUCGAUAAAAAGUUCAUCAACCAAAAAAUCAAGAUUUCAGUAGAUGAUAUUCUUGAUAAAUACGAUUGCCCAAUCUGUAUGUGUAAACUAUUAGAACCAUAUAUUGUGAAGUGUGGGCAUACUUUUUGCAAGAAUUGCAUUUUAGAGUGUGUAAAUAGACAGCAUGAGUGCCCUGCAUGCAGAUAGAAAUGUACCAAGGAAGAUAUUUUUAGGAAUUAUUCUCUUGAGAUACUUCUACAAAAGCUAAGUGACGAAAGAGAAAAGGAAUAGCAUCUUUAUUUCAAUAAUUUAGCCGGAAACGCUGUUGAUUAACUAGAUAAUCAUCAUGGUGAUGGUUAGUUGAACAAAUCACCUAUUGAGACCGUGUUCACAAUGAAUCUGAGGGAUUCCUUAUUGGGGUAUCAGCAGUAUUAUGAAUUAUUGCUCAAGGAAAAAGAUGAACUUGUUAAUAAGGUGAAGCAAUCACAUUCAUAGGAUCUAUUAAAUGCAAAGUUAAACGAGAACGAACUUGAGUAGUAGAACAUUUUCGAACUCAUAGAUAUCUAAUCUAAAUAGAUUGAGAAUAAAUUCUCAGUGGCUAUAGAUCAGCUUGUACAAAGCUACGACGAACAUAUGAGAUCUAUCAUUCCUUAACCAAAGCUAUUGCCGAUAAGAGUUAAUAUUUAUGUUGAGUCUAAAGGUUUGAGAGUUGAGAACGUGCAUGUUAAGCCAUAUGAGAACGCCAAUGAUUUGCUAAAAUUAGUUGAAGAGUAUCAGAAACAGAGAGGAGAUCCCGUACUCAACUGGAACAGAGAAUAAGUUCAGAUAUUUGUGACAGGUCCACUGAGAGCUGAUAAUUAGAACAUUAAUUGGGAUAAUUUAAAUGGUGAGGCAGUAAAAUAAAUUGAUCUUAAUAGUGGUUCAUUAAGCCAACAUGUCUUAAUUAACUAUUGGGCAACUCCUUUCUAAACUUAUAACAUAGCCGCAGGGUCUACAAUAACCAUUAAGGGAGGACCAGUCCUAUUUGAAAGCGAUAAGCUUUUGGAAUGUAUGACUUUGUACUAUGAUAAAGAUCCAAACUCCACCUUCAACUACUUUUCUUGUAAGACAUGCAACUCAAAUUGUAAGUUACUUACAUUUAUUUUGAAAAUUUCAGGGAUUUGUGAAAACUGCAAAGAUGGCUGUCACAAAGGGCAUGUAUUACUCCCUCAUUUGUUGAAUCAUAGACCGACUUGGGCAUGUUGCUACUGCAUGAAGAAAGAUCUAUGCAAGUAAUAUUGA